Penicillium cinerascens is the source of this 465-nucleotide messenger RNA. RefSeq names its product putative ubiquitin conjugating enzyme (UbcB). The coding region runs from base 1 to 465 and encodes 154 amino acids. Lineage: Eukaryota; Fungi; Ascomycota; Eurotiomycetes; Eurotiales; Aspergillaceae. The record is from RefSeq and is a predicted model, not a curated record. The transcript has 3 exons.
AUGGGCAGCCAGAAACGCAUAGCCAAGGAGCUCUCCGAGCUCGUUGAGUCGCCCCCCGCGGGCAUCAGCGUCGAAUUGGCCGAUGAGGCAAACCUGUAUGAGUGGAAGGUGCAUAUGAAGGGUCCUGAAGGAUCACCAUACCAGGGCGGAGUCUUCCUUCUGAAACUGUCGCUACCUACCGCAUACCCAUUCAAGCCUCCCACGGUUUCUUUCGCUACCAAAAUCUACCACCCCAAUGUUACAAACGACGAGAAGGGCAGUAUGUGUUUGGGAAUGCUGCGUGCAGACGAGUGGAAACCUAGCUCCAAGAUCAGUGCGGUUCUGCAGUUUGCUCGCCAACUUCUGGCAGAGCCCAUGCCCGACGAUGCUAUCGAGGGGAGGAUCGCGGAGCAAUACAGGAAUGACCGUCAGCGCUAUGAUGAGGUUGCACGGGAGUGGACUCGAAAGCAUGCGGCGCAUCAGUAG